ACUGAAAUACAAAGAAGAUCAGCUUCCACUACAAGGUGAAAUAUGGAAAGAACUAACUUGUUUAGAAAAAGAAGAGUUUCGCCUUCGAAAAGUUGGUUCAGAAAACAUAGAAACAUACAAAAAUAAUCUUCAAGAACAGAAGAAAGAUCUACGAAGAAAACAAAACAGCUACAAGAUGUCAGAGGCCAUGAAACACUUCAUCAGAGCCAUAUCCAGCCCAGGAACAGAGAGGUGUUAUUUCCUGAAAUGGAUGCAGAUGAACCUUGAUAAUCUGUCUCGUAUAAAACUGUCUGGACUCAGAGAACUCUAUAAAGAAAAAUGUCAGGAUUCUGAGAACAAAGAGGAGAUCAAAGAAAUUGAUAAACAGCUUUCCAGCAGCUCACUGGGAUCUGAACACUUCUUCCGUGAAAUGGGUCAGAUCUAUGAAGCUUCUCUGUUCCUUCCAGAAACAGACCCAUCACGUCAACAGCUGCAACAUCUGCCCAGACUCUGUGCUCAGUUGUUGUUGGAUGGAUUUCCUCUUGAGCUUGUUGAUGGAGAUGCUUCCAACAUUCCUCUCAGAUGGGUGAGUGAUGUUCUCUCUCAGCUCAAUGACUUGGUGUCUCCAAACAACAAGAUCCUGGUAGCAACAGUUCUUGGAGUUCAGAGCACAGGAAAGUCCACUCUCCUUAACACCAUGUUUGGAGUUCAGUUUGCAGUCAGCAGUGGUCGAUGCACUCGAGGUGCCUUCAUGCUGCUCAUCAAAGUCAAUGAAGUCCUCAAGAAAACUCUCAACUGUGACUUCAUGAUGAUCAUAGACACUGAAGGUCUAAAGUCACCAGACAUGACACAACUGGACAACAGUUAUGAACAUGACAAUGAGCUUGCAACACUUGUUGUUGGGCUGAGUGACAUCACCAUCAUCAAUAUUGCAAUGGAGAAUUCAACAGAGAUGAAGGACAUCCUGCAGAUAGUGGUGCAUGCUUUCCUCAGGAUGAAGGAGGUUGGUAAAAAACCUAAAUGUCAGUUUGUUCAUCAGAACGUUUCAGAUGUUUCAGCUCAUGAGAAGAACCUCAGAGACAGACAGCUGUUCCUACAACAGCUGAAUGAGAUGACCCAGGCAGCAGCUAAAAUGGAGAAGAAAGAGAAGAACAAGAACUUCACUGAUGUGAUGGAGUACAAUCCAGACACUGGGAACAGCUACAUUCCUGGACUCUGGGAUGGAAACCCACCAAUGGCACCAGUCAAUGCAGGAUACAGUGAGGCUGUCUAUGAGCUCAAGAAAAACAUAAUUCAACAGCUGAAAAACUGUGAGUCAACGUCUAAUAACAUCCUAGAGUUCAGAAAGUGGAUGAAAAGCCUGUGGACUGCAGUCAAACAUGAAAACUUCAUCUUCAGCUUCAGAAACAGCCUGGUAGCUGAUGCUUACAUGAAACUCUGUUCAAAGUUCAACAAAUGGGAGUGGGAGUUCAGAAAGGCAAUGUACAUCUGGGUUAUCAAUGCAGAAACAAGAAUUUCUAACUUUGGUUCAGUUGCUGCAAAAUCUGAACUAUCUGACCUCAGAGACUUUAUCAGUCAGUUGAAAAGUGAAGCAGCCACAGAGCUGACUGGAUGGGAGACAAAGCUGCUGAAUAAUCUGAAAGAAUACUUCAAGCAGACAGAGGGUCAUGUUCAUUUGGUUGAGAGAUACAGGGAAGAAUUCUCAAACAGCAUAAAGAAUCUUCGACAACAAGAAGAAAGCUCUGUUAUUAACCAGCUCACAGCAGCAGCUGACAACAAACAGGGAAUAAAGGAACUUCCCAAAAUCCAAGAGAAUCACACAAAAGAAAUUGUAAAAGCAGUUUGUUCAUUAAUUGAUGAAUGCAGGACGGAAAAGGAUCAAAUGACAGAUUUAGAGCUGAACAAAGAAUUUGACCAGAUGUGGAUUAAAACACUGAACACCCUGACUUUCACUGCUCAGAAACCUUCAGAUAUCUUCACCAGUGUGUCCCAUCAUCUGAGAUUAAAUCUGUCGUACAAGGGGAGUCAUGCAUCUGAACUGCUGAGUGAAAAAAGACUCGUGGAGUGUGGGUUGCAGACUUUCAAUUUUCUAAUUAAAGGAAGAUUUGACGAAGCCUUCAAAAAUAUUAAAGGGUUGCUCAACCUUAUAGAUCCAAGACAACAAAUUGCUGAUUCCAUCAUAGCUUCUUGUACUGACUUUGUGUCUGACAAAAUGAAAAGUAAAAACAGUUAUGAUGAUACUGACAUCCAGGAGAUCCUUCAUAUCGUUGAUGAAAAGCUGAACAAUGCUGCAGUUAAAUUAAAUAUUGAGCUUGAAGUUUCUCUAAAACAGCACAUCUGUGGAUUUGCAGCCAGAGAGUUUCAGAAAAUGCAUGAAGAUUUCAUAGAAGAAAAUGAUCUUAAAAGCUGUCUGCAGAAACACAAGGAGAGGUUCUGUUCAAAUUUUAAAGAUUUGUUCUAUGAACGAGACUGGUACAGUAGAAAGCUGAAGAUGUGGGUGUAGCUGAUGAAAUGCUGAAUUUGUCCAGGAUCAAAUGUGAUCUCUCGAACAAGUUUAUUAAAACUCAAACAUGUCUACAGUUGGUGCAGAACUUUACUGCUAAAAUUAAUAUUACAUGUAUGAAUGUAAAAAUGGAACUGUUUUUUCUGUCAACUGAUUUACUUGAAACAUUUUGUGAACAAGAGGAAGUUGUAUUUGGGGACUUCAAUGUUUUUCAGCAAAUGAGCUGGAAAAUAUUUUUAAUAUUUUUAAGAUCACUUGUGCUUUGUCAGUGUGUAGUAAAGGAGUUUUUUGGCAUUCAAAAGUUUUUAUGAAAGAAUGUAAAGAAUCAUUCUUAACUCUUGUUUAUUAACAUUUCAAAAAUUGUUUAAUAAAAGUUAUUAUAAAUCACAGGUAACAUUCUGUACUUUAAGUGAUUGAAUAAAGACAGAAGCUGCAGUCAGUUUAUGAAUGUCUUUAAUGUUUCCCAGAUCAGAAUCAGCAUACAGUGUAGAAUAACUUCUAAAAGAACAGAAAUAUCAUCACCUCAUUCAUUUAUAGCAGUUUAUUUUCCUUUUUAAAAGUUUUUAAAGUUUAGUUAUUUACCAGAUUUGUUCGUCUCAAAGUUUUGAGUUUCUGAAUUCAACAUAGAAAAUACAAAAAUAAGACAACAGGUGCAGAUUUACAGUGAAGCUGAGUUAGAGUCCGUUUUAUCUACUUUUCGUCCAUUUUAAAACUAUUGGAUGUUGAUGAACUUUUAAAUAAAACUGAAUUAACAUUCAGUCUAAAAGCACUAAGAUAUUUUCCCAUCAUUAUCCCUGUUUUUAGAACCAAAAAAUAAAUUUACUCAAAAGAAAAUCAUUUACACAGUGACUGAAAUCAAUCAUUCCUGUUUGGUCUUUUGACAGUAAAACUCUGAUCCCUCCUGUUUGUCCUACAUGUACAAACAGCUACAUGAUAACAGUUAUUAUGAAUUAAACUUGUGUUUGUCUCAGGUUUAACAUCUGAACAGAAAUAAGUAACAAGUGGUCACACAGGCUUAAAUAAUGUGAAUUUCUCAUCACUGCUCAGAUUCAUCAUGAAAAGAAACAUUUGAAGAUAAAUAAUUAAUACAGUGAACCUGCAGACCUAAAUGAUAUUUCAGAAUGUGACUCUUUUAAAGCUAACGAUGCUAACUCCAUGACCUUUGACCUCUGAGGCUUCAGAGAAGUUUUGCUACAGAAACUCUCUUCAGGAAUAACAAUGCUACACAAAAUCCACACAAUUUAAUCAACCUAAAAUAAAAAUGUGUUUAAAAGGAAGUUUAAAUCAAGAGGACAUUUUUCAUGUUACAAACUGCACCUGUUGUCUUUUGGAGACAAAAUAUUCAUCAUUCAUUCACUCAACCCCCAAAACAGACAAAGAAAAAACAAGAAACUUAAUAUUUACAAAUAUUUCAUCUGUUGGAUUCUUACACAUAAAAAUGUACAGUUUUGAUUCUCAUCUAGAUGUUUGUCAAACCACCAGUUGUGUUUUCUUCUUGUUUCCUCCUGACUGAACUCAAUCUUCUACAGUGGCGCCCUCUAGUGUUAGCUUAUAAAACAUCAGGAAAAGGAGCAGACAGGAGCUAAAGCUCUUUUCUUUUUGCUCCUCCUGUGAGAUGAUGUAGCUGAGGUUUCAAACCUCUGACUGCUUCUGUUUCCUCAGACGUGAGGACAGAAGGCUUCGUUUGGACAGACAGGGUCCAUGGAGACGCAUCAGCAGAUACUCGUCUAACAUUGUGGACAGAAAGACGGCCAUGUUUCUGAAUAAUCUGAUCAUUUCCCCUCUUUUCUGAUUCCGUUUCUCUAUUUAAGGCUGUGAGUCUUUUCCUGUCUUUGUCCAAAGUUUCUCACCAACAAAAUGUCUCUUUUCUUGUGCUGCUGUCCUCCUCUGCAGCAUUCUUCCUCCUUCACUUCCUGUGUGGUUUACAUUGUGCACGUCUCUGAUUUUAACGGCCUUACAGAAUCUCUCCCAGCCUUUAGACAGUAAUAAAGUAGAAAACAAACAGGCUAAAGCUAAAGCACAAGCAAAGACAGCAACCGUGGGAUCAAACUGUUCUGUUGUUCUGGAUUCAUCAGUUUUCUUUCAUGUUUGACAUCUUCAUCUGAGAAUCAGUGGAGGGAAAAACUGCUGAGCUACAAAACCCAGAAGHUGCUGACUAAAUGAAAGGAGCAGCAGACAUCAUGUGUGUUUUACCCUGCUGAGGAGGUCCCAACUUUCAUCCYGCAGCUGUGAAGCCCACCGCUUCUCCUCACUGUGUUUACAGCUGGAGAGCUCCGGCUCCAGAAGCACAGCAGGAAGAGAACUAAAGUGAUGAAGUGAGGAGAGAUGCUGAGGAGGCUGGAGAUUUUUAUCUGACAGGUUAGACCCUAAUUUAACUUUUUUACCAUUUAGAUCUGCCUCUUGUUGGGUCCAUUAGAGACCAGUUAGACCAAUUAAAAGUCAUUCUGUUUUUAAUAAAGACCUUUGUUUUACAGAUACAAAUAAAACAAAUUAAAAUGGAGGCAGGAUGGAAAGUUUUGAUAAGUUUGAAGAGAUUUUCUGCAUCAGAUUUGAUCUAAACUAAAAUCUCAUCUUCAUACAGAACAAAAGAAAUGAAUCUUAUGAUGGUUUAAUUAUUCAUCUAAUUAAGAAAAUGUUCAUAAAUUAUGUCAUAAAUGACAAUAAUUGGAAACUAAUAGAAAGAUUAAAAUAGUGACUUUAMAAAAUCAGCAGAAAUGAUUAAUUUCUUCUGGAUAAAUGGAGAGAAGUGUCAUGAUUUCAUAAAAAUCUGGAACUUCUGAUAAU
Austrofundulus limnaeus is the source of this 5266-nucleotide messenger RNA. RefSeq names its product interferon-induced very large GTPase 1. Gene Ontology annotation, molecular function: GTP binding. The record is from RefSeq and is a predicted model, not a curated record. NCBI's taxonomy places the organism in Eukaryota, Metazoa, Chordata, Actinopteri, Cyprinodontiformes, Rivulidae.